GGCAACCAAAAUUUCUUCCCUUAAAAUUUCACUUGGCAAUCAAAAUCUCUUACCUAUAAAUGAUGCGUUCCUACUUUUACUGUCCUGAUUUGGUGAGGCAUUUUCGAAUAAUUUACAAGUCGUUUGUUACAACGUACACAAAUCCUGCCAAAGAAAGCAUUAACGAAAGGCCAAAAGCAAGUCGGUGCAUCUAGUUUUGCCACCCUGGUCAGUAUAUGGCGACAGAAUCGCAAUAAUUCAUGUGGCGACGAAGUAGUAAUGUCCUAGCGAAAUCUAAGCGUGUUGUUAGGUUGUUUGAGUCUUGUUAUUUCUGUAGCAGUAGCAGGGCCAAAAUGGAACAUUUUGAGUCACAGCACCAAAGAUGGACUGAGCAUCAGCUUGAGAAACUACUGCGAGAGUUGGAGGAUGAAUGUCGAGCUGCACAACAUCAGAGAGUUCCAAGUCGUGCCCGAAGAAUGUGUUGGCUACAUUGGAAAAUAUGUUACUUCAACUCAGUACAAGGUGGACUCAGAGAGGGCGAUUGAGGAAGCUAUUGUGCAUCUGAGCACCAGCUGCAAUUUGGAGAAAGAUGGUAAAGAUGCAUGGAUUUUCGACAUUGACGAUACGCUCCUUUCCACCGUGCCAUACUACAAGAAGCAACAUUUCGGGGGUGAGAAGUUGAACCUGACUUCUCUGGAGGAAUGGAUGAGCCAGGGCAAGGCACCUGCUCUGGAAAACUCACUCAAACUCUUCAAUGAGAUGAAAGCCAGAGGGCUGCAGAUCAUUUUGGUUUCUUCAAGGAGGGAGCAUCUCAGAUCAGCCACAAUUGACAACCUUGUCAAUGUUGGCUAUUAUGGAUGGACAAGUCUCAUAUUGAGGGGUCCCGAUGAUGAAUUGAUGGGGGUGCAAAAUUACAAGACUGAAGUGAGAAAACAGUUGAUUGGUGAAGGCUACCGCAUUUGGGGCAUUGUAGGAGAUCAAUAUAGCAGUAUUGAGGGGCUUCCAAGGGCCAAAAGAACAUUCAAACUUCCAAACCCAUUGUACUAUGUUUCUUGAACAAAACCCAAUAUUGUACUUUUCAUUCCUUUAUUUGAAAUUGUUCAUCCAAUUCAAUUGCCCUGAAAUGAAGCAUUUUAUAUGGAAAAAAAAAAAAAAAAAACCAUUUGAUGGGAAAUGUUGUU
This is a messenger RNA of Prunus mume (Japanese apricot), 1160 nucleotides long. Its product is annotated as acid phosphatase 1-like. Lineage: Eukaryota; Viridiplantae; Streptophyta; Magnoliopsida; Rosales; Rosaceae. Gene Ontology annotation, molecular function: acid phosphatase activity. The record is from RefSeq and is a predicted model, not a curated record.